UAUAAUGUGGAGAUAACGACAUAAUUGAUUUAAUAAAUUAUCAAGCCAUGUAACUUUCAAGACCUCUUAUGUAUACAAAUUAAAAUAUUAUUCUUUAUAAAUUUCACCAUAGUACAUCUUUUAAAAUUAAAAGAAGAUACAGUUAAAGGAUUUUUCAAUUUUACCAGACAAAGUUAUGAGGUAAAUGAAGAUGAUAAAUCCUGAACAGGACCCAGAAUUGAUGAGCGUGUUUACAAUCGAUGACGAUGAUGAUGAUGCUGAAGAUAGUGAUGAGGAAUAUUAUCCAAUAAGCCCGACGGGUAAGACACUAAGGGAGGUGGAGGACCCUUAUGAUAAGACAGUGAGAAUUCAGCAGGCUAAUCGAGAACUGUUCUCGCAGCCAGGCAAUCGCAAGAAGCAACCCAACAAGGUCACCUUCGAUCCUGUACCCAAAAUGAUAAUCCUCAAUGACACCGGAGAUGUAACAGGAAUGGUCGAGCUAACGGGCAUCCUUCCACAAACAGAGACGGACCAAGAGGAGCGUGAACGGCAGCAAAGACUGAAAAAUUCGUACCGCCGUCGGCAGACCCCGAUGUUUUUGGCGUCUCGCCACACCUCGCAGCCCUCCACCUCCUCCACGACCACCCUACCCAUCGCACCUCGCCUCACCGUCAAACCCAGGAGAGCCACCUCACCAGUCUGAAACACUCAACAUUGAUCUCGAGUCUGUAAAGCACGGAGAACACAGGUCUCAAUUGGCUCAAGUAAAUUAACAACACAAUUUCAUAUUUUAAGACAGUCAUUUAUUUCGAACAGUUACAAACUUCUCACAGAAGAGAUGUAUGUACAUAGAUAGAUAUAACGUGGCGAAAGCAAAAGACGAUUACAACUGUGGAAAAAUAAAAUUUACUAUAGAAUACUUAGUACGUUUGAGCUUUUUUCACAACAAUGUAGGUUUUCAGUUCUAUGUAGUUACCUGGGUUACACACUUAUAAUUUUUAUUAUACAAAAUAUUUUUGGACAAGAGUCCAAAGUUAAUGUUACAAUGUGAAAUUUUUAAAUGAAGCGUUGAAUAACCUUGAAUAACUGAAUAUACAAUAAUCUUAGUCACAAUAUUAUAUUAUCACAAAAUAUACUCUGUCUCAAGAGCUCAAAUGCUUCACUGACCAGACUAUUCCAAAAUGCUGUAAAUGCUUACGAUAUUAUCCAAGUACUAAUUUUCUAAAAUCAUGUAACGAUUAAUUUGGUAUAUUAAAACCCUAAUUCAAUGUAAAUGUUGUAGGGUAUAUCAUUAAUAUACAAGUAAUACAUCAUAUUCCUUUAUAAUUGCGUCUUCAAUAAUCCUCUUAUCCUGACAUUCUUAACCCUUUGAGUCCCUCGAAAUCCUACCAUUUUAUCCAUAUUGUGCAACGCAAAGAAAUAAUAAAAUAUUUUACUGCACCACUUUCAAAUCGUCUAAUCACAAAUAAGUGAAAAAGCGUAAUUGAAAACCAUGUGUCGUAAAAAAGGUAAAUUAACCUAUUACAAUUUUUCUGUUGGUAUACUGUGUGCUGAUGAUGCAUUUACAAUUUUUUUCGGUUUCAUUGCGCUUUCAAAUAACAAGUAACUGUUAGUAUAAAACACAACCAAGAGGCAUAGAUGAUAUUUAUAGGCAAAAUUUACUUUAUAUUUAAAAAUUAAAAAACUAAUUAAGUUGUAUAUUUUACGAUGGUAAAAUCUGUUUUACUCAUACGUUUUCCACUCUGAAAAAGAAUUUCUAAUACUGUAAAGAGAAAAAAAUUUUGGAGAUUAUAAAAUUCAAAAAGAUUUUAACAAAACAAAAAUGUGUAGCAUGCAAUUUGUAUAAUUGUAUUACUUGUAUAUACAAAUAUACACUUUGAAUUUUAGGGUACAUAUUGUAUGACACUUAAAGGGUUAAAAAUUCUGUUUUAUGAAUAAUUAAUUUCAAAAUUUAAUAAAAUUAUUAGUUUAUAUAACUUAUACUAAUGAUAUCUUAAAUAAUACUAAUAAAUAAAUUGUUAACUACUUAAGAGUAUACUUAACCUAAAAUUAGCUGCCGAAAUAUUAACUAAUAGUAAAUUAUAAAGGCAGUGUAAGAUGAUUAGUCAUCACAGUUUGCUCACGGGAUGGAGAUUUAUCGUUUUGCAAUUUUACAAAAAUUGUGAAAAUGUAAAAAACGUAAUAAUUUUGUUUCGUUAUGUGAACUACAUUCUAAAAAUCUUUAAAAUGUUUAUUUUACAUAAAUGAAUUUCUAGUUGCUUUGAAAAUAAUAAUGUUAUGAUAAAAUAAUUCUUCAAAGAAAUAUUUACAGAAUAUUGUAGUUUUACACUGUCAUUAUUAUUUACCUUUUGUAGCAUUAAAGGUUUAUCUGAGAACAGGAAACCAUAUUUUAUUUCUAUAAAUUAUAAUAUAGAUAUUUCACAGAAAAUUAUUCUAAAACUAAGAAACAACUUGAUUCGGAAUCUUUGAUUUUCUCACUGACUACUUAAGUCACAAUAAUGAAUCAGUCCACUUAUUAAGUAUGCUGAAUGCCUAAUCCUAGAAUAAUAAACAAUAUUUACAUAAAUGUUUAACAAAUAGUAUAUAAUGUUUUAUGUACAACAACCGGGUACAGUUCAAGGACACAAAUAAGCUAUCAUGUAACGUCAAGAGCACUUUAAAAGACACUAACAGAAAGUUAUAAAAAAAGGUGUAUGUAUAGAAAAUUCAUACUUCAACAAAAAGAGGUACAAAAAUAAAAUGCGAAAAGUUCCCUGAACCGAAAUACAAAACUGAAGCUUCUAAGAAUUCCAAAACCCUGUAAAGAGAAAUAGCCCCACUAAGGAAGAUAUAACAUUGGUUAAUAAAUAGGCUGUUUAUACAUUAGCACCUUAAUUCAGCCAAAUAUUUUUUGUAAUUUUCACAAACGAGUGACAAGAAACGGUCACUACACGGACAUGUACAAAAUGGACAUAACAGGAGCUGUUAUAUUCGUAAAAAUACUAAUAAACAUGCAGUAAAUGUUGUAAAGGACACUUGAGUGAAAAUAAUAAAUAACUGGCUUUAAACAUACACAUCGCUAACUUGUUU
Messenger RNA from Homalodisca vitripennis (glassy-winged sharpshooter), 3048 nucleotides. RefSeq lists its product as uncharacterized. The record is from RefSeq and is a predicted model, not a curated record. The transcript has 4 exons. Bases 185 to 682 code for a protein of 165 amino acids. NCBI's taxonomy places the organism in Eukaryota, Metazoa, Arthropoda, Insecta, Hemiptera, Cicadellidae.